UCUCGCGGCUCAUGACCCAGCAUUCUCUAUCCAUGAAGCUUGCAAGGAAGGUAUUAGGGUUUUUUCAACGCUCAAAAUACGUGCAAGAUGAGUUCGUAGUUUAACGAAGAGCUUGCACACGCAAGUGUGCCGACAACCCCCUAAGUAAUCAUGGAAGCCAUAAUGGCGCUCAUUACGAGCUACGUCGCUAACCCGACACAAAUUUCUUUUUAUCAUUCUUUAAUACCUCUCGGUUGGAUUUGCUUGGAAAAUGUCAUCCAAUCAGGACCAGAAAAUGAAGUUGUGGAAGGACGAGCCGGUGUCUCCCAUUGGGGGAGACACAUCGUUGGAUAUUGAAGAUUGGCUAUUCGAUGAUAAGUCUAUAGAAUUUCCUAAAAAUGCUGUGGAGCCUGUUAUGUAUGAUGAUAAUCCAUCCCGUGCACAAGUAGCAAAGAAAUUUUUAGAAGAAUUGGACGAAUAUAUUAAAGAAGAACCCUUCGCGGCUUGGCUGGAGGAAAAAAUAGAUCUACCCAUAUUCGAACAGCUGCCAAAUCCCGAGAACAGCCAUAAAUCAUCGAUCGUCUACGAGACUAUCGUGAAGCAUCAGCAGCAGGAUAACACUCAGACCCUCUUGCAAGAGUUCGAAACAGUUUUGGGAGAUGUCGAGGCUUGCCAUCAUCAGAUCGUUCCGUCAACCAGCUCUACGCUUACUCCUCCGCAAUCACCCCCUCAUAAUAGAAUCAACGUAGACACGCAGCUGCUGGUCACCCUGCAACCCGUGCCUGCGCAACCUCUGUUUGCCGGCGCUCAUUCAAUAUACAACGUAGUUCCAGCGGAAGAGCCACUGUACGUGAAUGAUACAUCUCGUGAAUGGAACGCCGAGGAUAUAUCGUUGAGUCCGCUCGGCGGGGAUGUUGCGAAUGAGUUGGCGGUGGUGGAUGAGUACGUUCGCUCGCACACCAGGGAUAUUCCAUCACCUUCGAGUCCGUGCACUAGCUCCGGUGGCAGUUGCAUCUCGACCGAAGACUCCACUGACGAUCCCGACUGGAGCUUUGAACCCGAAAGGAAAAGAUUGAGCCAAUCGGUUCACGAAUCUUCGAAACAUCGCUCUAAACCCUAUUCCCGUCCGUCUGUCGAAGACAAGAAGGUGCGCAAGAAGGAGCAGAAUAAGAACGCUGCUACACGUUACAGGCAGAAGAAGAAGCAGGAGAUCAAAGAGAUACAAGGCGAGGAGCGCGAACUCGCGGAUCACAAUGAAAAGCUGAAGAAUCAGAUAAAUGAUCUGCAACGAGAAAUAGGGUAUUUGAAGGGAUUGAUGAGGGAUUUGUUCAAGGCUAAGGGUAUUCUUAAAUAAUCCAUUCGUCAAAAAUCUGUCAAAAUAUCGUCAUUGUAUACUUUACUUAAGGUCUGUUCUUUUGGCUGACCUGACUGCACUAGUUUAAAGUUUAUCUCUUUCCACUGUGGAGUAAAAAAAAUAACCUCUGAACUAGUGCAACCAGUUCAGCCGAAAAGAACAGCAGACCUUUAUUAUUGAAUAUAUGUUAGUUUUAAUUAGAUUUUUAUGUUUUUUUACUAACUCUAUUUUACAAUCGUACUAAUAUUUAACGGAGUAAUUACCGUUUUAUAUAUUAUUUUGCAAUUUUCUUACUUAACAUCUAUUUGUCAAUUAUACAUGUAUGUGCAAACAUGUGUAUUGUUCAAUUUAUAUAUAUAAUAUAACCACAGCUUUUUAGGAAGUAUAUAGAUUUAACGUUAGAAUAAAUUGUGUAUCUCGAUCUAGUAAAAGAAUGGUCCAACAUCGGCAAACGCGGUGCGUUAGAUAAUACGUGUAAAUUGUUGGAGUAUGCGGGUUUCUUGAAGCUCUAACGAGAGGGGAAACCUGUUGUCUCUACGUACAUUCCACGAGUUAUCUAGCAUACCUCUCUCUCUCUGAUGCGAAUCUUUCCAUUCCGAUUAAUUUUUAUUCUUUAUUGCAUAAUACUUUCGUAUGGCAAAUUAUGUAGUAAAUAAUAAAUGGGUUCUACAAAACAAGCGACAAUGUUAUUUCCAUAAUUUAGAUUUGUAUUUUAGGCUAAUAAUUUUUUUAGUGUUGAAAUAGAGCUGACAAGUUAUUUUGUUCAUACAAUCAUAUUGAUAACAUAUCUAAUAUAAAUGAACACUAUAUAUUAGAUUAUUUAUCAGACAUUAUAUUUUAUUUCUUUGUUAACUCUGAUAAAAAGAACAUCGGCGACAAAUAUGUAUCGGUUAAUCUUGUAUUUUCGAAGUGUAUAAUAUUGUGUAAAGCUUGUAUAUGACAUAACGUAUAACGCGUGAAAAUGGUAUAUGCUUUCUGUUAAAUUUAUAUUUUGACUUAUCGAUUAAUAAUGUAUUUAAACUAAACAAGUUAAAAUUCUGAAACAAUUUGAAAAUAAUGUCCUUAUUUUUAUUGUGACGACAAAUUUAAUUAAAGAUAAAACUUAAAAAAUUUAUGUGAGCUCUUUUUAGAGCUCAAAAAUAUACUAUACAAAAACUUUUUUGAAUAAAAUAAUUUAUAUUUGCAUUCGGCUAUUUAAUAAAACAGCUGUCUAAAUAUAUGUAAUAAAAUACAAGAGUUCUGACUCUAAGAAAAUAAAACAGCUGUCUAAAUAUAUGUAAUAAAAUACAAGAGUUCUGACUCUAAGAAAACCAA
Molecule: messenger RNA, 2647 nt
Organism: Nylanderia fulva
Lineage: Eukaryota; Metazoa; Arthropoda; Insecta; Hymenoptera; Formicidae
Gene: crc
Product: bZIP transcription factor crc
Biological process (GO): regulation of transcription by RNA polymerase II
Cellular component (GO): nucleus
Molecular function (GO): RNA polymerase II transcription regulatory region sequence-specific DNA binding; DNA-binding transcription activator activity, RNA polymerase II-specific
Source: RefSeq, a predicted model, not a curated record